This is a messenger RNA of Argiope bruennichi, 5228 nucleotides long. RefSeq names its product neprilysin-1-like. The record is from RefSeq and is a predicted model, not a curated record. Bases 300 to 2657 code for a protein of 785 amino acids. Gene Ontology annotation, cellular component: plasma membrane. Lineage: Eukaryota; Metazoa; Arthropoda; Arachnida; Araneae; Araneidae. Gene Ontology annotation, biological process: protein processing. The transcript is spliced from 21 exons. Gene Ontology annotation, molecular function: metalloendopeptidase activity.
UACAGCAACUGCCUCAGUUGAAAGUGCUCAGUUGGUGGUGCUCGAACCAGCCAGCGCAAUUCAUCACGAGGGCAGACGUGUUAGUGCUUUUUCUUGGCCGGGACGAUUCAUUGUCUUGUUGAUAUCGGUGAAGAUAAACUCUUUCGCCCAUUCCGUAAAAGAACAUUGACAUUUCCAUUUUUCGGACUUCUAUUUCAUUCCGGAUCGGACAGCAGAACAAUUCAGCUGGCCAUCACCGUGAUUAGAACUUUCUUGUCCUAAAGGGGUCGCAGAAUGCUCUUGCCGCAGUGUCCCACUUGAUGACGAUGGUUCUGAAAGCCACGCAUUCUCCAAGCCAGUCCGACAACCUACCGGAAUACGAGAUGCUGGCCAAUGGCAAUCCGGGCAAGAAACCGGCUGUCCGGAUUCAAGAGAACCCUCUGGCGGAAGUGGCAGUGGAGAAGCCCCCCAAUGACAUGGUGCAACUCAGGAUAGAGAAGGGAGGCAUCAAGUGUCAGUCCAGGUCGAGGCACAGGUUCAGGACCACGUUCGAACUGCUUCUCAGCCUGACCACUAUCAUUCUGGGACUUCUCUGUUGCGCCCUCUUCUACCUGAUAUUCAUGAAGACAGGACAUUCAAAUUUAAAUAUUUGCCUGACAGCAGAAUGUGUAAAAACUGCGGCGUCUCUUCUCAACGCCAUGGACCAGACUUCAGAUCCAUGCGACAAUUUCUUCCAAUACGCUUGUGGAACAUGGAACAAACUGCACAUGAUUCCUCAAGAUAGAAGUAGCAUUAGUACUUUCGAAGUCAUGGCAGAUGAUUUACAAGUUAUACUCAAAGGUCUUUUAGAAGAACCUGCCAACAGUCACGACAAUAGUGCCACUAUUAAGGCAAAAACUUUUUACAAAUCAUGUAUAUCAACAGUUCAAAUAGAAGCCAUCGGUGAUAAGCCCUUACGUGAUGUGGUCCGUGAACUGGGCGGCUGGCCAGUAAGCGAGCGUGACUGGGAAGAACCAGAGUGGCCCUUAGAACAUCUGUUGGGUCAGCUUAGAGGGGACUACAACCAGGGCAUCAUCAUCGAGCAGUGGGUGGGACCCGACGACAAGAACUCUUCGGUCAAUGUCAUUCAGUUGGACCAAAUGACCUUCGGUUUGCCAAGUCGCGAAUACUUCCUGAAGGACAGCAGUGAAAGAGAACGAAAAGCCUACCUGAGGUUGAUGAUCGAAGUGGCCAUUCUUUUUGGAGCCGAGAGAGAAGUGGCUGAAAUGGACAUGGCUGACGUUUUAGACCUGGAAAUCAGACUCGCCAAUGCUUCCAUGCCAGAGGCUGAUAGACACGACACUGGGGCCAUCUACAACAAGAUGUCUCUACAAGAACUUUCGGAGAUAGUUCCUGAAUUUGACUGGGUGUUCUACCUGAACACUUUUCUGCCAACCAAGGUGGACGAUCAGGAGCCUGUUGUUGUGUAUGCCUUGCCUUACCUCCAAGAAAUGGGACAAAUAAUUUCGCAGGUCAACAGACGCAGGACCAUCCAUAACUACGCCCUCUGGCGUCUCAUCAAGCACAUGCUCCCCUUCCUGGAUGGCGAGUAUAGUCAAAAGAGGACCGAGUUCAAGAAAGUGCUUCUGGGGAUAUCAGCAGAAAGAGAGAGGUGGAGCCAGUGCGUGGACCUCGUCAACAAGAAAAUGGGCAUGGCGGUCGGGGCCCUCUUCAUAAGGGACAACUUCGACCCCAAGAGCAAAGAAACGGCUCAGGAAAUGAUUCGGAACAUCAGAGAGGCCUUUAACGAGCUUCUGGAAGAGAAUUCCUGGAUGGACGAAGAAACAAUAAAAGUAGCGAGGGAUAAGGCUAACGCUAUGAACGAAAGAAUAGGAUACCCAGAUUUACUUACCAAUCCAGUGGAACUCUCCAAGGAAUAUGAGGGACUGACCAUUCAUGAUGACUUGUUCCUUGUGAACAUUCUCAACGUGCUGGAGUUUGAAGCAGCCAAGAACCUCAAAAAACUACGACAACCAGUCAACAAAGAUCGAUGGACGACUGAACCAGCUGUCGUGAAUGCGUUUUACAAUCCGAAUAAAAACGACAUUGUUUUUCCAGCUGGCAUCUUGCAGCCUCUUUUCUACAGUCAUUAUUUUCCCAAGUCUUUAAACUAUGGCGGCAUAGGAGUUGUCAUAGGACAUGAGAUGACGCACGGCUUCGAUGAUAAAGGUCGGCAGUUCGACAAGGAGGGCAAUUUGAAGCAGUGGUGGAACGAAGCCACCGUGCGGCGUUUCCGAGAAAGGGCGCAGUGCAUCAUAGACCAAUACUCCAGCUACGUUCUUGAAGACAUCGGCCUCAACAUAAAUGGCAAGAUGACCCAAGGUGAAAAUGUUGCUGAUAACGGGGGCCUCAAACAAGCAUAUCGGGCAUACAAGAAAUGGGUGAAACGACACGGGGAAGAACCGUUAUUGCCAGGACUCAAUCUUACUCAUGAUCAGCUAUUCUUCCUCAACUAUGCGCAGAUCUGGUGUGGUUCCAUGAGACCAGAGGAUGCAUUGAGUAAAGUGAGAUCGUCAGUUCAUAGUCCAGGUCCUAUCAGAGUACUAGGACCACUUUCGAAUUCUUAUGAUUUCGCCGAGACCUACAACUGUCCAGUGGGAAGUAGAAUGAAUCCAAAGAAGAAGUGUUCUGUGUGGUGAAAAUCAAAUCCUCAAUCAACAAACAGUAAAGAAUAGCACUUAGAAGAACAAAAGAAAUUAUGUCAGAAGAACUGUUCUGGAAAUUUCUUUUGCGCUUGUAAGGGAGAAAAAAAAAGAAAAAAAAAGAAUCUCAUCUAAAAUAGACAGAAAAGAAAAACACUCUUGUGAGAUAUAUCCAGGAUUGAUGAAUUUUUGAUGUUGAAAAUGUUGCAGAAAAUAUGAUUCAAUUAACAAAGUUUAAAUUUUAAUAUUUGAAUCGAUUGAUGACUAAUAUGAAUUGUUGUUCUUUUUUUCUUAAUUUAAAUUACUUUUCUAAAGAAAAAACUGCUAUUUUAUUCGUUAGUACACAGCACAUUGUAUAUAUGUGAUAAAUGUCUAUAGAUAUUCUUUUAAAUAUUCUUUACAAAGAGAUGUAGCCGAAUAUUUUCUAUUUGUUAUCUGGUUUCUAGUUGUAUUCUCCAAGGUAUGAAAAAUUGAGCUAAAACAGUGGCAAUUCGUACCUUGAAACCGAAUCUUAUUUGUUCGAUUAUUUUGUAAUAGCUAUUAAUUCUUUCCAAAAAAAAAUUCGUAAUCUUAUGCGUUUGUAUAAGAUUACAAAAUUGUUAAUAAGUCGCAAUUAACAACACGAAAUUUUCAGGCCAAAUUAUCGUUUAUCGAAAAUUAUCAGCAAAAAAUUUUCAUGAGAAACAUUCAAUUUUCGUUUUGUAGCGUUGCAACUGAAAUACUGUGGAUUGACAUAUUUGGCGAGUUAUCGCUUGAAAAAAUUCUAAUUUGGCGAUGUGUGUCUUUUAAAUGUUGAUAAUAUAAGGUGUUUAAACCAUUUAUAAGUCGUGUAGAAUAACUACAAUACAUCAGUGGAAAUCUAUAGUCAAUCCACGGAACGUCAUUACAAAGAAACGAACGUAUGGAAAACUUGAACUCAAAUGCCUUAUUGUGCAUAUCAAAACUAAAAGAUGGAGAUUUUUAGAGAGACAGAGCCCUAGUUUAUCUCGAAACAUUUGGAAUGUUACAAAUUGCCUCAAUUAUUUUUUUUUUCCUCAACAUUCUUUUACUUUUAUGUUUUGUUUAUUUACCAUUUAUCUUUAAUAUUUUAGUAAAAGGAAAAAAUUACUUCUUAGUAUGCAGUUAUUUCUAUAAAAUAUACUUAUUUCUCCAGUUCUUAUGCAAUUAUUUAGACGAAGAUUAAUUUGAUACAAUUUGUAAUUGGAAACCACCAACCAUUGUUUUAAUUUCUGGUUACUUUCUUUAAAUUAUACUUAAAAGAGUUAGUAGUCUGCUUCAUACAACUGAAAUAAUAUUAUAAAUUGUACCACAGAUUAUUUGGAAAGCAAUAAUUAAUUUUAGAAUGGUUUACAAAAAUUGUUGUUCUGAAAAUGUUGGCUUAGGAGUUGGUUCUUAAUUAUAUUACUAAUUUAUUAUCCAGAUAUUUUUCAUGCAAGGACAAGUUAAAUUUAUCUCUAAAUAUAUUUUUUGUGAACCCUUAACCUUUAACUGGGUAAUGAAUAACGUUUAAUAUCUGUUUGUGAAAUAACUCUCAUCAAAAUGCAUACUUAAAUAUAAUUUUUAAUAAAUUUUGAUUGAAUAGGUAACGGACGAUAUAUAUGUAGCCCGGAGUGAUAAUGUCAUUUAUGUAUUAUCUUGUCAUUAGAAGGAGAAAUCAAUCAAUUCUAAAAUUCAAUUCCAAAAAUAAACUUACUCCAUUUUGAGUGUUCACAAAUUUAAUUAAAUCAAAAGUUAUUUUCUACAAUCCAGGAUAAUUUUAAAGUUAUCAAGUUUUAUCUGCCAACUUUUUUCUUUCGCAGACCAUUAACAUCUUCAGUAAUAUGCAUUACAUCAUUUUCCUUUAAAAAAAUCAGCAAAAUAUAAUCCCAAAAGAAAUGAUAAAGAUUCAAAGAGCACAGAAUGCAGGUAAAUAAUCAAUCUGGCAUUUCUCACAUAAUGCCAGAUGGUACAAAGAGUCAGAUUGACUACAUUCUACAUCCUUUAUUGAAUAGGAGGAAUAAAUUUGAUUCCUAAUGAUCAGAAAAUUAUUUGUUCAACCUGAGAUAGUAAAUGACACCUAAAUCUUAGUUGUCUGAAGAUCUGUACAAAUGGAAGACAGGGAUUUCGUCUUUUCAAGAAGAGGCAGAUUUUUGGUUUGACGAAGAGGAAUCAAAAUGACUUUAUUUUGCCACUAUAAGGUUAAUGAUAUUUAAAAGCAAGGAUGGAAAAGAAAAUUUUACUUUGAAAGAAAAAAUUUUAAUGAAAAUCAAUAGCUUUCUCAUUAUUGAAUCAUUUGCUAGAUUACAAGUUGACGAGUUGCCACUGGCUCAUAUGAAUCAAAUAAGAUCAAAAUUAUAUUAAUUUGUAAUUUAUCUUCAAUUUCAUGUUUAUUAUUUUCAAAUAGCAUUAUUAACAAAUUAAACUAAAGAAUGCUAGUUUGUGAACUUCCUCUGUACUCAGAUUGGUUUACAUUCUUUCAUUCACUAAAUUAAAUAAUUACACAGAUUAUUAUAAUAUAAAUUUAAAGAGUAUUACAGCAAAAUUACAUCUUCUGACAAUUUAAGUUUUUGCUUUAAAAAAAAACACUAU